AUGGUCCACGAUUCUACAACAGCGCCGCCAAGUGCUCAUCCAAUAAGAGAACAACUGAGAUCAGGUUCGGAGAUUGAUGUACGUGGAAAUGUUAUCCACGGAUCGCGUGAGCAAUACAAUACUAUCAGUUUCGUGAGGCAAACAACUAUUCCUCAGAGAUUUAGCAAUUGAAUUGCUCAGCGGUCCCAAUAUCGUUCUCCUCGUCAACUUCCGUUUUGAAGACGAGCACGAAGUGGUCAUGAACAGUUUUAUCAAUGACGCCUGGGGCCCAGAAGUGCGUCACCGUAAUCCGCUCAGACGUCACGACCCUUUCACCCUUAGGAUUCCUGUUCAUGAGGGAUACUACAAUGUUUGUUCAGUUUUAGGUUUCAUUCCGAACAAGUUAUUUUUGCGCUUCAGAUAACUGUGAACAAUCAUCAUUUUGACGAGUUUUCCCAUCGAAUACCGGUUCCAGAAGUUCAAGCCGUCGGAGUGAAAGGUUCUGUGACUCUGGACUCGAUUUCGUUCAAUGGAUUCAAGUUUCAAGCGGACUGGGGAGAGCCUCAUGAGUACGGACAUCAAGGUUUUAGUGCCUAUGGUUCCGAAGGAUACUUCGAACAUUAUUGA
This is a messenger RNA of Caenorhabditis sp. 36 PRJEB53466, 606 nucleotides long. NCBI's taxonomy places the organism in Eukaryota, Metazoa, Nematoda, Chromadorea, Rhabditida, Rhabditidae. The record is from the annotation of a GenBank genome assembly.